AUGGGUCACCCGGAAGAAGCAGGGGUUGCCGAACCUUUGCUGGCCAUUCCUGAAGACAAUGUGGUCGUUCAUCGUUCCUCCGAUCGCUCCGUGGUUGGCUUUUUGUACUUUUUGUUCUUCCUCGAAGGCAUUGGCAGCCUGUUCCCUUGGAACGCCUUUAUCACCGUCACCUCGUACUUUGACGAUGUCCUCGCCGGCACCAACUAUGCCUCUUCUUACGAAAACUAUUUCAGCUUUUCGUUUCAGGGGGCCAGCAUCAUCUUCAUCCUCCUGGCCAUGCGCUACAAACAGCGCAUCAACGUCCACACCCGUAUCUUGGCCCCGCUGGUCAUUGAGGUGAUUGUCUUUUCCUCCGUCACCGUCAUUAGCAAGAUCCCCGGCCUUUCUACAAACGCCUUCAUGUCCAUUACCAUUGGGCAAACCGUCGCUGCUGGUGCGGCCGGUGCCUUUUUGCAGAGCGGCCUCUUUGGCCUCGCCGGCGUCAUGCCCGAGGCCUAUGUCCACGCCCUCAUGAACGGCCAGGCCCUGGGUGGUGUCAUCGUGGCUGGCCUCAACCUCGUGUCCCUGGGCGUGAGCGGCACAAGCCAGCCCCGUGAAGCCGCCUUUCUCUUCUUCAUCCUCUCCGUUGUGGUUCUUCUGUGCUGCUUCGUGGGCUACGUUCUGCUGAUGCGCCAUCCUCUCGUCAUCAGCAAUCUCGAAAAGGCAGAUGCCGCCCGCAUUGCAAGCACCCAAGCAUCGCCUCGCAAGAACCCCGACAUGUCGUCCUCCGUGAACCAAACCAAGCGCGAUCGCAAGUCUCUCAAGCGCUAUCGCUCCUACCUGCACUCGGAGGACGGUGCCAUCCUCAGCCCCUUUCGAAAGGCUUGGUUGCCCUGCGUCAUGGUGUUUUGCGUUUUUUGGAUCACGCUAUCCAUCUUCCCGGCCAUUUCGGCCAGCGUCAGCUCGACGUCGCCUUACGAGGAAUGGCGAUCGUGGUUUGUGCCUGUGUGCGUCUUUUUCCUCUUCAACUUUGGCGACUUGAUUGGCCGUCUGUUGACAUGGUGGAAACCCUGGCCCGAAACGGCCAACUACCGCAAGCUGCCCAUCCCUGUCCUGGCCCGCGUCUUGUUUGUGCCCCUGUUUGCUCUGUGCAACGUGGCCAAUGCCGAUUACGUCCUGUUCAAGAAUGAUGCCUUCCCCGCCCUUUUCAUGUUGGCCGUGGGCAUCUCCAACGGCUACCUUGGCACCAUGUGCAUGAUGAUUGCCCCUUCUCUGGUGCCUCCCGGUGACGCCGAGUCGGUGGGCCAGUUCUCCGUUCUCCUUCUCAACCUGGGCCUGCUGUCAGGCAGCCUCACCGGCUUUGGUCUCAAGGCGGCCAUUUGCAAGUGCAAUCCCUUUAAAUGAGGAGGCUGUCUUCUUGGUCACUAAAGUCUUGUUCAAUUUGGUGG
This is a messenger RNA of Monosiga brevicollis MX1, 1427 nucleotides long. RefSeq lists its product as uncharacterized. The record is from RefSeq and is a predicted model, not a curated record. Gene Ontology annotation, molecular function: nucleoside transmembrane transporter activity. Gene Ontology annotation, cellular component: plasma membrane. Bases 1 to 1383 code for a protein of 460 amino acids. The transcript has 9 exons. NCBI's taxonomy places the organism in Eukaryota, Choanoflagellata, Craspedida, Salpingoecidae. Gene Ontology annotation, biological process: nucleoside transmembrane transport.